Messenger RNA from Gorilla gorilla gorilla (western lowland gorilla), 2536 nucleotides. It is a transcript of the gene BGN, whose product is annotated as biglycan. Gene Ontology annotation, molecular function: protein binding. The transcript is spliced from 8 exons. Bases 344 to 1450 code for a protein of 368 amino acids. Lineage: Eukaryota; Metazoa; Chordata; Mammalia; Primates; Hominidae. The record is from RefSeq and is a predicted model, not a curated record.
AGUCCAGCCGUCUACAAGAAAAUUGCUCCCUUUGAAGCUGCCAGGGGGGCCGGGAAGCCUGCCCCCUCCUGCUCGCCCGCCCUCUCCGCCCCACCAGCCCCCUCCCUCCUUUCCUCCCUCCCCGCCCUCUCCCCGCUGUCCCCUCCCCAUCGGCCCGCCUGCCCAGCCUUUAGCCUCCCUCCCGCCGCCUCUGUCUCCCUCUCUCCACAAACUGCCCAGGAGUGAGUAGCUGCUUUCGGUCCGCCGGACAGACCGGACAGAUAGACGUGCGGACGGCCCACCACCCCAGCCCGCCAACUAGCCAGCCUGCGCCUGGCGCCUCCCCUCUCCAGGUCCAUCCGCCAUGUGGCCCCUGUGGCUCCUCGUGUCUCUGCUGGCCCUGAGCCAGGCCCUGCCCUUUGAGCAGAGAGGCUUCUGGGACUUCACCCUGGACGAUGGGCCAUUCCUGAUGAACGAUGAGGAAGCUUCGGGCGCUGACACCUCGGGCGUCCUGGACCCGGACUCUGUCACACCCACUUACAGCGCCAUGUGUCCUUUCGGCUGCCACUGCCACCUGCGGGUGGUUCAGUGCUCCGACCUGGGUCUGAAGUCUGUGCCCAAAGAGAUCUCCCCUGACACCACGCUGCUGGACCUGCAGAACAACGACAUCUCCGAGCUCCGCAAGGAUGACUUCAAGGGUCUCCAGCACCUCUACGCCCUCGUCCUGGUGAACAACAAGAUCUCCAAGAUCCACGAGAAGGCCUUCAGCCCACUGCGGAAGCUGCAGAAGCUCUACAUCUCCAAGAACCACCUGGUGGAGAUCCCGCCCAACUUACCCAGCUCCCUGGUGGAGCUCCGCAUCCACGACAACCGCAUCCGCAAGGUGCCCAAGGGCGUGUUCAGCGGGCUCCGGAACAUGAACUGCAUCGAGAUGGGCGGGAACCCACUGGAGAACAGUGGCUUUGAACCUGGAGCCUUUGAUGGCCUGAAGCUCAACUACCUGCGCAUCUCAGAGGCCAAGCUGACUGGCAUCCCCAAAGACCUCCCUGAGACCCUGAAUGAACUCCACCUAGACCACAACAAAAUCCAGGCCAUCGAACUGGAGGACCUGCUUCGCUACUCCAAGCUGUACAGGCUGGGCCUAGGCCACAACCAGAUCCGGAUGAUCGAGAACGGGAGCCUGAGCUUCCUGCCCACCCUCCGGGAGCUCCACUUGGACAACAACAAGCUGGCCAGGGUGCCCUCAGGGCUCCCAGACCUGAAGCUCCUCCAGGUGGUCUAUCUGCACUCCAACAACAUCACCAAAGUGGGUGUCAACGACUUCUGUCCCGUGGGCUUCGGGGUGAAGCGGGCCUACUACAACGGCAUCAGCCUCUUCAACAACCCCGUGCCCUACUGGGAGGUGCAGCCGGCUACUUUCCGCUGCGUCACUGACCGCCUGGCCAUCCAGUUUGGCAACUACAAAAAGUAGAGGCAGCUGCAGCCACCGCGGGGCCUCAGUGGGGGUCUCUGGGGAACACAGCCAGACAUCCUGAUGGGGAGGCAGAGCCAGGAAGCUAAGCCAGGGCCCAGCUGCGUCCAACCCAGCCCCCCACCUCGGGUCCCUGACCCCAGCUCGCUGCCCCAUCACCGCCUCUCCCUGGCUCCCAAGGGUGCAGGUGGGCGCAAGGCCCGGCCCCCAUCACAUGUUCCCUCGGCCUCAGAGCUGCCCCUGCUCUCCCACCACAGCCACCCAGAGGCACCCCAUGAAGCUUUUUUCUCGUUCACUCCCAAACCCAAGUGUCCAAGGCUCCAGUCCUAGGAGAACAGUCCCUGGGUCAGCAGCCAGGAGGCGGUCCAUAAGAAUGGGGACAGUGGGCUCUGCCAGGGCUGCCGCACCUGUCCAGACACACAUGUUCUGUUCCUCCUCCUCAUGCAUUUCCAGCUUUUCAACCCUCCCCCACUCUGCGGCUCCCCUCAGCCCCCUUGCAAGUUCAUGGCCUGUCUCUCUCUCUCUCUCUCUCUCUGUGUGUGUGUGUGUGUGUGUGUGUGUGUGUGUGUGUGUGUCUGUGUCUUGUGCUUCCUCAGACCUUUCUCGCUUCUGAGCUUGGUGGCCUGUUCCCUCCAUCUCUCCGAACCUGGCUUCGCCUGUCCCUUUCACUCCACACCCUCUGGCCUUCUGCCUUGAGCUGGGACUGCUUUCUGUCUGUCCGGCCUGCACCCAGCCCCUGCCCACAAAACCCCAGGGACAGUGGUCUCCCCAGCCUGCCCUGCUCAGGCCUUGCCCCCAAACCUGUACAGUCCCGGAGGAGGUUGGGAGGUGGAGGCCCAGCAUCCCGCGCAGAUGACACCAUCAAGGGGGGAGCCCUAGGCCUGUCAGGCCCUGGCCCUUCUGCCCCAAAGAGAGGAGAGGCCCCACAUCCCGCCAGAGUCCCAGACACCGGUUUUCCUAGAACCCCCUCAGCCCCACUGGCCCACUGGUGGCUAGGUCUCCCCUUAUCCUUCUGGUCCAGCGCAAGGAGGGGCUGCUUCUGAGGUCGGUGGCUGUCUUUCCAUUAAAGAAACACUGUGCAACGUG